Messenger RNA from Danaus chrysippus (African queen), 579 nucleotides. The record is from the annotation of a GenBank genome assembly. NCBI's taxonomy places the organism in Eukaryota, Metazoa, Arthropoda, Insecta, Lepidoptera, Nymphalidae.
AUGGGUUGUCAGCUGGGUAAACUGGCUGCUUCUGAGCGAAGAGGAAACAAUCAGGAUCUUGGUGAUGGGCCACCACCUGCCACAGAUCCUCGGCUGCCUUUAACAGCAAAGCAGAAGUACUCUAUGCUGGCCUCAUGGAAAGGAAUUUCGAGGGCCAUGGAAAAAACUGGAAUUUGCAUGUUCAUUAAGUUGUUCGAAGAGAAUCAAGAUCUGCUGAACAUGUUUGAAAAAUUUCGUCAAUAUAGAACGAAGGAGGAGCAAAUUAACUCGAUGGAGCUCGCUGAACACGCCAACAAUGUUAUGAACACUCUAGAUGAGGGAAUCAAGGGUUUGGACGACUUAGACAACUUCUUUGAAUACAUCCAUCAAGUUGGUGCGAGCCAUCGACGGAUACCUGGUUUUAAAGUAGAAUAUUUUUGGAAAAUAGAGACACCGUUUCUCGCUGCUGUGGAAUCAACAUUAGGAGACAGAUAUACACCGAAUGUUGAGAACAUUUACAAAAUAACCAUUAAAUUUAUCCUUCAAACCCUCGUUGAAGGCUACGAGAAGGCUGGAAAAUCAAACACAAAUUCAACGUGA